Molecule: messenger RNA, 531 nt
Organism: Neltuma alba
Lineage: Eukaryota; Viridiplantae; Streptophyta; Magnoliopsida; Fabales; Fabaceae
Product: myb-like protein J
Exons: 3
Coding region: 1-531 (176 amino acids)
Molecular function (GO): DNA binding
Source: RefSeq, a predicted model, not a curated record
AUGGUCCACCUGCAACCAAAUCUGAUGCCCAUGUGCCCAAAAUUCUCAUCAUCAUCUAAUUCCUUUCAUGCAACUCCUCAAAAUCACAUUGCUUCUUCAGUUCGUCCCAUACACCAAUAUAAUCCACAACCACAUCAUGAUCCGUUGCUGCCAAAUGCAUCCCUUGAAUUUUCAUCGCUCUGUAAUAGGCAACACUUGGUCAACCAACCUUUGUCUAACUCAGGGACACCAAGUAAUGUUCACACUGAUAGCCACAAGGGAAAGUCAUGGACUGAGGAAGAACACAGGUUAUUUCUGAUUGGAUUGCAAACAUAUGGGAAGGGAAAUUGGAAGAACAUUUCUGAAAAUGUUGUGAAGACAAGGACUCCAGUUCAGAUUGCUAGCCAUGCUCAGAAGUUCUUUAAUCACCAAAUCAACAAGGGGAACAAAAAGAGAAGAAGAAGAAGCAUCCAUGAUAUCACCAAUCCCGAUGUGUUAUUUGUUGAACUUCAAUACUAUAACACGGGUGGCCUUAUUAAGACCAUGGAUUGA